This is a messenger RNA of Spizellomyces punctatus DAOM BR117, 1820 nucleotides long. RefSeq lists its product as uncharacterized. Gene Ontology annotation, molecular function: protein binding. NCBI's taxonomy places the organism in Eukaryota, Fungi, Chytridiomycota, Chytridiomycetes, Spizellomycetales, Spizellomycetaceae. The record is from RefSeq and is a predicted model, not a curated record. The transcript has 4 exons. Bases 105 to 1565 code for a protein of 486 amino acids.
CACCAACCUCCACGAUCGGUGGAGGACAAGUCACCUUGAAAACCCAUUUUGCAACACUUUUCUACUUGCCUCCAACGACGGAGAUUGGGCCACUCAGACAUCACAUGCACACACCCAAAAAACGUCCCUCCGAAGAGGUCAUCCGCCCCUGCUCGCCAAGCAAGAAAAUGCUGACAGUUUGCGAGCAGAAAGUGACAGUGAUUGAUUCCGUGCCGGGCCAUGUGCACGUCGAGAGACCGUUAUUGAAGGAGCUUUGCGACCGAGAAAGAGAGUCUGCACAGGCCAAGCUGAAGAGAAUGGCUGAGAGUCCUGUGGCUGCUCUGCCACAUGAACUGAUUUCGAUGGUCUUUUAUUACAUUCACGAUCAGUCCACCCUGGCACGAAUUGCGCUUGUUUGUCGCGCAUUCAACAUUUGCGCGACGCCUUUAUUAUACAGAUAUCCCAAAUUCAAGUCCACCUUCAACUGGGCACAAUUUAUUCAAACGUUGAUUCGCCAUCAGAAUACUCGUCCGCUGGGAACAUUUGUUCAGAUGAUUGAUUUAUCCUCACCAGAAACAAAAUCUAAUUCCAGUAACAGCAAUGCGCGGUCGUCUCGCGUCGUUCCAAUUUAUUCCUCGGCGGCUACGAGCACCAUUGAGCUGAUUGUUCAGACAGGGGAAGCUGGAAACAACAACCAGAUCGGCGUAGAAGAUGAUGGAUAUAGUAUUGUUUCUGAAGAUAACGAACCUGAUAUUCUGUCGACGAUUUUACCGCCAGUUACCAUGUUGGUGAAUGGUAGCCAGUGGGGGUAUGCGGAGAGUCAUGUGGGGGGGAGUGCUGAUGGACAAGGAAUUACGACGGUCCCACCAGAGCCACCUACGGCCGCACCACCUCACCACACGGUUGUCUGGAACUAUUUAAACCAGCCUCCUACCGCCGUGCAUCAACACCCUCUUGUACAUCAUCUCCACCAUCCCGGCUCCACCCUCGCCUUCCAACCUGGACAUAAUCCACCAAUUCCACCCCAUAUCCUCCAUCACCUACGGGUUCACCAAACCGACACAAUACCCAGCACCCCGGCAAAAGACAUAAAAAAGUCUCCCCGACUGCAAAUACAAUCGUCAUCCUUAAUAUCCCUCGCUAUAAACUGUCCAAACCUCCUUCACGUGUCUCUCUCCAACUGUCCUAUCCUCCCCGACACGCUGAUAAAGGAGACAAAUGAAUACCUGUCCACCGUUCAAUACACGCCUCAACCAUACCUAACCCGAAUUCCAAUCACACCGACAACGGCACUCGAGCGUCUCGUCAAAGUGUGUCCCCGGAUUGUGAGUAUUGAUUUGCGGGGAUGCGAAUGGGUAACAGAGGAAGUUGUCAAUGUGUGCCUGGGAUGGAAGGAGUUGCGAGCUCUGAAUUUGGGACGUUGUGCAAAAAUUGGGAGUGGAUUAGCGAAAUUAUUUUUUGUGGAUAAGGGUGAGACUGUUGAGGGGGCUGUAAAGAGAGUUUUGACUGCUGGCAAUGGGAAUACCAAUGGAAAUGGAAAUGCAAAUGGAAACGGGAAUGCAAACGGUGGAGGUACUGGGAAUUAAAAAAGAAUUGUAGCGACCCUCGAGUUUGUUGGUUGGUGCAUGGUAUGGUUGCGUUGUGCAUGAGCACAUUUUGCGUCCCUCCAAAAAGCGAGGGGAUGUGUCAAUGUUUUUUUGCUAGUUUUGUUUUACCUUCCUGGACACUAUAUGUUGCAAAGUUUGUACUGUUGGUAUACGUUUUUGUAUGUGAAUAGUGCCGCUGAAUGGAAAUCAAAUAUAACUUUGCUGCCAACCCUCAUUGGUUUACGAAUAAUCAAA